GCGGAGGGUUUUGUUUCCACCGGCGGCGGCGCGAGCGAGCUGAGCGUGUUGGGCCUUUUCGAGACGUCGCGGAGGAAGACAAAACGCUGCGAGUUACGGAGGGAAACGUGAAGUAACCAAGCAAACCAAAAAAUAAGAGAAGAAUAAUAAAAGAUAAGGCCGAGUAUCUUGGACUGAAAGAAAGAAUAAAUUUGGGCAGGGUACGGGCGUGGAACACGCACUUUGAGUUAUCGGCGGCUUGCACUUUUACACAUUUAUUUUAAUUGGUGCAGCACGAUUCGCGGCCGCCAGGGCCAAGAUGUCGGAUUUCGACGAGUUUGAACGGCAACUGAACGAGAACAAACAAGAGCGUGACAAAGAGAAUCGGCACAGACGUCGCAGUCCCUCUCGUAGCAGAAGCAGGGAAAAGAAAAGGAGGAGCAGAGAGAGGCGGAGUCGAGAAAGACGAAGUGGUUCCAAAGACAGAAGGAGGAGAAGUAGUCGUUCUCCUCACCGUGAUAAAAAGAAGAAAAUUCAAAAGUAUUGGGAUGUGCCUCCUCCAGGUUUUGAACACAUCACACCCAUGCAGUAUAAGGCUAUGCAGGCUGCUGGUCAGAUUCCAGCCACUGCUCUUCUUCCUACAAUGACUCCAGAUGGCUUAGCAGUAACUCCAACCCCUGUUCCUGUGGUGGGCAGUCAGAUGACAAGGCAAGCUAGGAGGCUGUAUGUGGGAAAUAUUCCAUUUGGAAUCACAGAGGAGGCCAUGAUGGAUUUCUUCAAUGCUCAAAUGCGAUUGGGAGGCUUGACCCAGGCACCAGGAAACCCAGUGUUGGCCGUGCAAAUUAACCAGGACAAAAAUUUUGCCUUCCUUGAGUUUCGUUCUGUUGAUGAAACUACCCAAGCUAUGGCAUUUGAUGGGAUCAUCUUCCAAGGUCAGUCACUCAAAAUAAGACGUCCUCAUGACUAUCAGCCUUUACCUGGGAUGAGUGAGAAUCCAUCUGUGUAUGUGCCAGGGGUUGUAUCGACUGUUGUGCCGGACUCUGCCCAUAAACUGUUUAUAGGAGGACUGCCUAAUUAUCUGAAUGAUGAUCAGGUGAAGGAACUUUUAACAUCAUUUGGUCCUCUGAAGGCCUUCAACUUGGUCAAAGACAGUGCCACUGGUCUUUCUAAGGGUUAUGCCUUCUGCGAGUAUGUUGAUGUCAAUGUCACAGAUCAGGCUCACUGUUCCCUCUCACAGGCGAUUGCGGGCCUUAACGGGAUGCAGCUUGGUGACAAGAAACUUCUUGUGCAACGGGCCAGCGUGGGAGCCAAGAAUGCAACUCUGACAAGCAUAAACCAGACGCCAGUGACUUUGCAGGUGCCGGGUCUUAUGUCAACACAAGUGGUUCAGAUGGGUGGCUUGCCCACAGAAAUACUUUGUCUUAUGAACAUGGUUGCACCAGAAGAACUUUUGGACGAUGACGAGUAUGAGGAGAUUGUAGAAGAUGUGCGGGAUGAAUGCAGUAAAUAUGGUGCAGUGAAGUCGAUUGAAAUCCCAAGGCCAGUUGAUGGGCUUGAGGUACCUGGAUGUGGAAAGAUCUUUGUAGAAUUUGUAUCUGUGUUUGAUUGCCAGAAGGCUAUGCAGGGGCUAACAGGGCGCAAGUUUGCAAACAGAGUUGUGGUGACCAAAUAUUGUGACCCUGAUGCCUAUCACCGUCGCGACUUCUGGUAAAGGGAGCCACAUGGAGUCGGUUUUGUGGAUAACAAAAGAGCAAAGUGAAUACAGUGGCAGAAGAGAAAGGGGAAGCGGGAGCACUGAAACAUUCUUCAAAGCCACCGUGUGCUGUUAACAUCGCUCAUCAGACACUUCUUUUUUUUUUUUUUUUUUUGUCUUUGUUUAGAGCAGUUGUGUUCUGUGUUGUGGGCUUUUCUUUUAAUGGCCAAAAAAAUGCCUACAAAAAGUUACUUGUACAUAAAUUGUUAGUAUCCUUAAGACAGACUGAUGUCUCAGCCACAAACCCCCAAAUUAUGCAAGUCCAGUGAGGUGGGGGUCGGGGGGGUUGAGGCAGAGGGAAUUUUUGGUUUUGAAAGUUGAUCUGACUUUGGGAUUUUUUGGAAGUAUUAAUACAUUUUUCCGAUAAAUGUUAAUUAUUCCCAAUGGUCUCUUUCCUUUUGGAAGGAGUACAGCACAGGGUGUUCCUGUAUGUCUGUCUUCAUUUGUUGAUUCAGAAAUGUCAGGUUUUUUUUGUUUUUGUUUUUAUUUAAACAAAAAAUUCUUAACAUUUAGCUCUCUAAACUAGUGCUUCAAUGUGUGUGUGUGUGUGCGCUAGUUCCCCCUUGACACUACCCACCCCCAACUCGCCCUAAAAAUAGUUAUUUUAAGAAGGCCAAGUUCCCCUCAUUGUAAGUGCUAUUUACUCGAAUCCAUCUGCUGGGCACUUGGCAAAUGGACUUUCUCUGCUUUAUUUGCUGAAUCAGCAAGACCGGCGGCACUCGAUUCAGUUAAUUGGGUAAUUUCAGCUCCGAUGUAGACUUUCUGUUCAUACGAGUUAGCCUGUGUUUUGUGAAGUGUGGGUCUGAUUGUCAUCCAAUGCACGUAGUCUGUGAUGAAGUUGAGGCUCCACCUUAAAAUGGACUGGACUUGCGGAAAUCUGUUGCAUUUGUCAAAAUAGCACAGGUAGAUCAGUGACGAUGACGAUGAUGAUGAUGAUGAUUUGUACAGAAUUUGCUUGGGCUCCAUUAUCUUCUAUCCAACUAUUAGAGAUCUCCUAUUUAAGCUGUGAAAGUGUCUUUAAGAGAGUGCCCUGUGCUGUACAAUUGACAUUUUAAAGCUGUGCAAAAAGAUAAAUGCUCAGUUGUUAAUUUUCUUUUUUUAAUCUUUCAAAUAAAACAAAAAACCAAAUACCC
Molecule: messenger RNA, 2865 nt
Organism: Polypterus senegalus (gray bichir)
Lineage: Eukaryota; Metazoa; Chordata; Cladistia; Polypteriformes; Polypteridae
Product: splicing factor U2AF 65 kDa subunit
Exons: 11
Coding region: 299-1690 (463 amino acids)
Biological process (GO): mRNA processing; female sex differentiation
Cellular component (GO): U2AF complex; nuclear speck; U2-type prespliceosome
Molecular function (GO): poly-pyrimidine tract binding; pre-mRNA 3'-splice site binding
Source: RefSeq, a predicted model, not a curated record